Aethalodelphis obliquidens (Pacific white-sided dolphin) is the source of this 2372-nucleotide messenger RNA. RefSeq names its product neurexophilin 1 (gene NXPH1). Lineage: Eukaryota; Metazoa; Chordata; Mammalia; Artiodactyla; Delphinidae. The transcript has 2 exons. Gene Ontology annotation, molecular function: signaling receptor binding. The record is from RefSeq and is a predicted model, not a curated record. Bases 358 to 1173 code for a protein of 271 amino acids.
AGCACAGGGCGCAAGGAGCCCCUCAUCCUCCAACCCUCCUGCCCGCCUGCCUGCGGACCGCGCGCUCGCGGGUUUCAGGCGCUGGAUUUGCUCGCUUUUCAGUUUUUCCUGCCUCCCCCACCUCCGGGUUUUUUUUUUUUUUUUUUUUUUGGUCCAUCCCUCCCGCCACGACCCCCUUUCCGCGCUUGGUUGCCAAGCCUAACCUUGCCCGCGUGGUCAUGGGAUGUCUAAUUUCAUUUGUAUCUAGGCUGCUGAGAGCGCUCCUUGCUCUAUAAAGUGGAUGUCAGGUGGAUCUAUGUUUUUGAAGGAACAAAGACUCAGCGAACGCACCGCCGAGGAAGUUUGAGACGCGGGAGGAUGCAGGCUACGUGCUGGUACGUGCUUCUCCUCUUGCAGCCCACCGUCUACUUGGUCACAUGUGCCAAUUUAACAAACGGUGGAAAGUCAGAACUUCUAAAAUCAGGAAGCAGCAAAUCCACACUAAAGCAUAUAUGGACAGAAAGCAGCAAAGACUUGUCUAUCAGCCGACUCCUGUCACAGACUUUUCGUGGCAAAGAAAAUGAUACAGAUUUAGACCUGCGAUAUGACACCCCAGAACCUUAUUCUGAGCAAGACCUCUGGGACUGGCUGAGGAACUCCACAGACCUUCAAGAGCCUCGGCCCAGGGCCAAGCGAAGGCCCAUUGUUAAGACGGGCAAGUUUAAGAAAAUGUUUGGAUGGGGUGAUUUUCAUUCCAACAUCAAAACAGUGAAGCUAAACCUAUUGAUAACUGGGAAAAUUGUAGAUCAUGGCAAUGGGACAUUUAGUGUUUAUUUCAGGCAUAAUUCCACUGGUCAAGGGAACGUAUCUGUCAGCUUGGUGCCCCCUACGAAAAUAGUGGAAUUCGACUUGGCACAGCAAACCGUGAUUGAUGCCAAAGAUUCCAAGUCCUUUAAUUGUCGCAUUGAAUAUGAAAAGGUUGACAAGGCUACCAAGAACACACUCUGCAACUAUGACCCUUCAAAAACCUGUUACCAGGAGCAGACCCAAAGUCAUGUGUCCUGGCUCUGCUCCAAGCCCUUUAAGGUGAUCUGUAUUUACAUUUCCUUUUAUAGUACAGAUUAUAAACUCGUACAGAAAGUGUGCCCCGACUACAACUACCACAGCGACACACCUUACUUCCCCUCUGGAUGAGGAUGAAUGUAGGGGUGAGACUGAAGCCUGAGGAAUUCAAGGUCACAUGACAGGGCUGUUACCUCAAGAGGAAGGUCCCAUCUGUUGCCUGGAAUGUGUCUACACUGCUGCUCUCGUCAACUGGCUGCAAAUACGCUCGUGGAAAACAAUCUGAUGUAAUUUCUGCCCAGUCAGCUUCAUCUCUCAGUAUAGUUGUAAAUCACCACAGAUUCUAAAGCCACACUUGAAGACAUGCUCUCACACAUAGAUGUACACAGACACACUCUCAUAUACAUUUCAGCUGGCAUCCGUCAUGAUUCUUGUCAAGAGGGCUUUCGUUGUCUGACUCAUAAUGGUUCAGGAUAAACGAUCAUCAAGCAAAAGGAUUAACUAGACAGUGAAUGGUUUUUAGCACUUGCUGUUAUGGAAAUCUCCUUUAAAGUCUUGAGUACAUGCUAAUCAAUAAUCCCCACUCAUGCAUUUCUACUGCUUGGAGUAGCUGUACUGGUAAAUACUACUGUAGGAGUAUAUGCUUGUUAAAAUUGGAAAAAAAAAUGUGUCUUUAGAGCUCAGUAUUCUUUAUUUUAUGAACACAACAAGUGUAGUAACUUUUUCCAGCAUUCAGUAGGCACAUUCAAGGUGAUACAAGAUGGCUCUUUUUUCUAUGGAGGGAGCCUGUUCUCAGUAAAGAUGAGCAAACAUUUGGAAUUUACACGUGGGCAGACACUGGAUUACAGCUUUCAUCACCAAUCAUUGGACUUUUGCAAAGUUGAGACCAGCUAAGUUGCUUAAAAUAAGUUCUGAUCAUUAUAUAAGAAGGGAAAUGCCUGACAGACACCAUGUAAGUUAUGUGUCUGUCUUAUCUUUACUACACAUAUUGUAACAAAUUCAAUAUCCUAGUCUUCAUUUGUAUGAAUGGUUUGUAUUGUACAUAGUUUAACCAAGUGUUAUUUGAGCUGCUUAUUAAUAUUAACUAUGUACUUGUCUCUCUGCUUGUUAUUGGUUAAAAAAGAAAAAAAAAGGAUAUGAGGAAUCCAUUCUAUCAAUGUAGCUGUGAACCCCAUUAAAAAGACAAACUUAAUGUACAAAGCAUUUAUUCAGCUCAAGUAUUGUUGACAGCUAUACAUAUACAACAUUACAGUCUGUCUGUAUUUAGAUAUUUUAUUUCUGGACAAAUGAAAUGUACAUAAAAAUAAAAUGCUUAAAUUUGAGUUUCAAUA